Molecule: messenger RNA, 995 nt
Organism: Cajanus cajan (pigeon pea)
Lineage: Eukaryota; Viridiplantae; Streptophyta; Magnoliopsida; Fabales; Fabaceae
Product: protein EARLY RESPONSIVE TO DEHYDRATION 15
Source: RefSeq, a predicted model, not a curated record
CGGAAGAACCGAACCUGAAGCUGCUGUCCCUUUCCCUUUAUCCACUUUUUCAUGAUGCUAUUUAUUUACCUUUGUGGCUUCUCACUCACUCACUCACUCACUCCACAAUUGUGAUCUUAGCAAAGCCACAAACAUCAGUGUUACUCUGAAACUAGACCUAGCUGAAGUUAGUGUAAGAGGUAUGAUGGCAUUGGUCUCUGGAAGAAGUUCUGCUCUGAACCCAAAUGCACCUCUAUUCGUACCUGCUGCUCUUCGUCAGGUGGAGGAUUUUUCACCUCAAUGGUGGGAUCUUGUGAAAUCUUCAACAUGGUUUCGUGAUUAUUGGUUGAGCCAACACAAGGAGGAAGAAUUUGAAGAAGUUGGUAAUGAUUCUACUAAUGAUGAUGAUAUGGAGAAUAUUCUCUCAGAAACAUUUGAUCUAGACAUGGAAGAAGAUUUCAAUGUUCUAGAAAACGAGUUUGAGCAGUUGAUGUCCUCUGAAACUCAAGAUUAUCCCGUUCAGGAUGAUUCUAAUGACGGAAAAGGGGCUCCUCAAGGUCUCAACAAGGAUGUUAAAGCUCUUCUUAGUAACUUGACAACAAAAUCAGCAUCACCAAGGGAAAGGGGUCCCAAGUCCCCUUCUGGGCUUGCAAAGCACCUUGAGAAGCCAGCACAGCAUGUGAACAUGAAGAGUGUGUCUCUCCGAAUUCACCAACCUCGUUGAGGAAAAGUUUGAAGCUCGUAGUGAUUGAUAACUUGCCAGAGCUGCAAGUUGCUGACUAGAGUAUGAGAUCUGUGUUGAAAUAAGUUUUGUAUAUAGAGGGUGUGGUGUUUUUGUAUUUUUCUUGUUUAUGGUCUUGUAUAUUUGAUGGAACCCUCGGAACUGUAGGUAGGUGAGACUUUAAUUCUGACCAGCCAAAAUCCGGGAAUAUGUCUAUGGUUGAUGAACUUUACCUAAUCUCAAUUUGGAAAUUAAUAAAUGUUGGAUGGCAUGAGAUGUGUGGAUUUAAAUUCAA